Molecule: messenger RNA, 3875 nt
Organism: Alexandromys fortis (reed vole)
Lineage: Eukaryota; Metazoa; Chordata; Mammalia; Rodentia; Cricetidae
Gene: Frmd1
Product: FERM domain containing 1
Exons: 12
Coding region: 541-1824 (427 amino acids)
Biological process (GO): positive regulation of hippo signaling
Cellular component (GO): cytoskeleton; cytoplasmic side of apical plasma membrane
Source: RefSeq, a predicted model, not a curated record
UGUGACUCUGUAGUGCCCAUUCACUGUGGUCACAUGGCCUACUUCUUCUUAACCACCUGCUGCAGAAGGAACAGAUGUCGUGGUUCUGGCCUCUGUGUGGUCCUGCCAUCCUCCGAGGAGCUGAAGGAGCAUCUCAUGCGGAUCAGGGCUCCAUCACUUCCUGUCAGGGCACACAGUGCUCCCAGCCUUGCAUCCUGCCUGAGAGUCAUGCUGUUGCUGGCCUGCAUGCCAGCGGCCUCCACACACCCAGAGUCACAGCCCUGACCUUUGUUCCUGCUCAGUCGCUGAGUUCCCGGCUUUCCCAGACAGUCUGGACAGGGACUGCAGACCGUGCAGCCGCAUAUGGGAGGUGACCACACCCCCUCGCACUGAUGACCGGGGAGGAGAUGGGAGGACCAGCACACUGGUGCCGCCCGAGCGGGAAGCUCGGGACUGUCCAGUCUCUAGUUCACUGUCUUCUGCAGGAAGCAGUAGACAACGCCUAGUUCUAAGAGAGCCCUUGUGUACUUCCCAACAGAAACCACAACCUGGGACCCUGAGAUGAGCUCAGAGCUCAGAGACAUCCUAGUACUACUGCCUACCUGGGAAGAACUGCGGCUGUCCGUGGAGGUCACAGCCACAGGGCAAGAGCUCUUCCGGCAGGUGUGUGAUACGGCACACAUUCGAGAAGCUUACAUUUUUGGCCUCAGCGUCAUCAGAAACAAUGAGUACGUGUUCCUGGAUUUGAAGGAAAAGCUCAGUAAAUACUUCUCAAAGGACUGGAAGAUCAAGCCACACAGAAGGGGUCAGAUAUCCAGGGCGCCCUUUAUCAUCUUCUUCAGAGUACAGUUCUACGUGGAAAAUGGAAGGGCGAUCAGUGACAAGACAGCCCGGCGCCUGUACUACUGCCACCUGAAGGAGCAGGUCCUGGGGUCCAGGUGCAUGCACAAAGAAGAGGCCUACUUUCUGCUGGCUGCCUGCGGGCUGCAGGCUGACCUGGGAAACCACCAGGAGACGGUCCACGUGGGCAAGUACUUCGAGCCCCAUGCCUACUUCCCUCAGUGGGUUAUCAACAACAGGGGACCUGACUACAUCCUCAGGCAUGUGCCUAGCAUGCAUCGUGAACAGCGGGGCCUGAGCCCCAAGGAGGCCAUACUCCACUUCAUCAGGGAUGCCUGCCAACUUGAGGAUGUUCCUGUCCACUUCUUCAGGCUGUACAAGGAGAAGAAGGACGAUCACCCUACCAUCCUUCUGGGACUCACUGUGCAGGGAGUGCACAUCUCUCGGGAGGCGGACCCCGCGCCCCAGCCGCUCUUCUACUUCCCCUGGUCACACAUUUCGAAGGUGACAUUUCUGGGGAAGAAGCUGAAGAUUCAGCCAGAAGGGCUGCCAGCAACACAGAAACUGCUGUUCUACACGGGCUACGCCUGGCGCUCCCGCUACCUGCUGCAACUGCUUCGCGCCACACACCAGCUGCACCUCAGCUUGCGGCCUGUGCUGCAGUGGCUCCAAAGGCUGGAGGAGGCAGAAGAGAAGAAGUGCUACCGGGAAUCCUACAUCAGUGACCCACUGGAGUUAGACCUGGACCCACGAAGCAGGAAGUACCUGGGCAAUGAGGACAACGUGGAUGGCAGACGACAUCCCUUCCUCUCCCACGCAGCAGGCACCGAUCCCAGCGCCCAGCGUGGGGCGUGUGAGAUGUCCGUGGAUGAGCCCACAGGGACUGAGAGUCUCUGUGGGACGACACCAUCCAGGAGUUCCUGGAGCAGCUUCAGCAGCCAUGAUGCCUGCACCAAGAGUGGAGCAGCUUCCCAGAGCCCUUCUCAGGAGUAUGAGUCAUGCUGAUCAGGACAUGGGGUCCAGAGAACUGAGGCCAUGCCCCAGUCUCAGGGACUACAUGAACAGGCGUCCUAGAACACAAAAGGCACAAAAGGCACCAGUCGUCAGGAUGAGAACUACCAACACAACUGUCUCUCUGUAGGCUGGGGAGGCUGACCCAGGGGUGACCAGGACCUCCACAGCCUGGACCACACGAGUCUGCACCAGCCUUCCCAACACCUUCUGAGUACUCACCAGUCACACCUGGGGCUGGCAAGAAGUUCCUAAACUACUUCUCCUGGAACUGGCCUGGUCAAGACUCACCCCUGCAGAAGUCUGUGGUGCAGGCAAGAGCUGGCCCUGUUUGUGCCAGUCAGUCUUGAAGGUGACUUGCUGGCAUCCAGCACCAUUUUGUCCAGGUCUGGCAAGGCAGUCCCUGGCCCUCAACCCUUUCUGCCCACAUAUCCAUCACCUAUUCUUUGCCUGCUCACCUGUAGGAGGGGUGGAGCCAGCUCUGACCUUAGCCUAGAGGUAGGGGUGGGCUCUGCUCUUCCUGUCUCUCACCUGGCCAGCAUAAGCUCUGAGUGAACGUUAGCCCUGAAGCAGCUGGGCUCUAAUCUGUGAGAGGUGUCAUAGUGGGACAUGGGCAUUAGAGGGCGCCCCAGGACUGCACAGUCAGCCUAGGCUGGCGGGGCUUUUCCAUCAGGACUCUGUAGACCCUUGUUCCAUAGCUUGCUUCUAAGUGCUACACCAAACACAGAGGCCUCUCGUACAGUGUGUGGCUCUGCCGUACCAAACACAGGGGCUUCUCUUGUAGUGUAUGGCUCAGUCCCACCCAGAGACCCAGAGACCCCUGCAAACAAAACACCAUUAGAUGCAAUGAAUUCUUUUCCUGUAAGAACCCCCUUACUCCCUCCUCAGGCUUCCUCCACCUGGCCAUGACAAUGUCACCAGGACAGUGGGGCAGGGCUGUCUGGGGGUCUCCUCUACCUCCUCACCACAGCCAGAGAGGUGCAGAAGCUGGUGAGCAGGCAUAAUAUGUGGGCUCUGGGAAGACCCGGUAGUGUGGUGGGUUAUCGACCCACAGACCCCUCAGGGCUCUUCCUGCCCCGGGUCCAAAGGAGAACCUGAUGCCACUUUAUUUGUGGGGGACUUGUGUGUCACUGUUAGUCACAAGUUCUUGGUAGCUGUGCCCAACACUGGGCCCCCUUCUAACCCCUACAUUUGCCAGAGUGGAGCACGAGUCUGGCUGGCUGGGUACUUCUUCACCUAGGCCUCUCCUCCCUGUGCAUCCUGAGCCCAGGCAGAGAGUGUGGUUGCGCCAACCAGCCAAGACGGUGGCUGAGGUGUGACUCACACAGGGGGCUGACUGAACUGAGGAUUCCAUUCCCUGGAUGGUGUGAUAAGAACAGAUUGGGAAUUGUGGACAGGACUGGGCAGCCAAAGCUGAUUCAGGCUCUCCAGAAGACCAGUAUACGAGUACUAUUGGUACAAAGUGGGGUUAACUAACCCUGACUGAGAGGCAUACAGUCUUCCAUUAGAGAAUCUUUGAGAAGAAGAAACCCCAGUGUCAGUGGAGGUCUGUGACAGCUGUGGUGCUAGGCGUGGGGCAGGGCUGAUUUCAGGACAUGCCCCCCCCCACAGACACACAGGUACACAUGCACACACACACACACACAUACACCAUGUUCAGGAACAGGAACGCAGACAGUGAUUUCCAUGACACGAAGCUAACCCAGUGAUGGAGGUGGGUCUUGUAAUAAUAAAGAAACUGCCUCGGCCCUCAUAGGACAGAAAAUUAGGUAGGUGGAGUAAACAGAAGAGAAUUCUGGGAGAAAGAAGCUGAGUCAGAGAGUCGCCAUGAUGCUCCCACUCCAGACAGACGCAGGUUAAGAUCCUCUCUGGUAAGCCAGCUCAUGGGCUACACAGAAUAUUAGAAAUGGGUUAGAACAAUAUGUAAGAGCUAGCCAAUAAGAAACUGGACCGAGCCGGGCCAGGCAGUGUUUGAAAGAAUACAGUUUCCGUGUAAUUAUUUCUGGGUAUAAGCUAGCCAUGCGGGCGGCCGGGUGCCGGGGACG